Messenger RNA from Melitaea cinxia (Glanville fritillary), 2552 nucleotides. RefSeq names its product extracellular serine/threonine protein CG31145. NCBI's taxonomy places the organism in Eukaryota, Metazoa, Arthropoda, Insecta, Lepidoptera, Nymphalidae. Gene Ontology annotation, cellular component: Golgi apparatus. Bases 16 to 1533 code for a protein of 505 amino acids. The transcript is spliced from 10 exons. Gene Ontology annotation, biological process: protein phosphorylation. Gene Ontology annotation, molecular function: protein serine/threonine kinase activity. The record is from RefSeq and is a predicted model, not a curated record.
CAGACCGCGCGCACCAUGCUCAACAUGAAACUCAAGGAGCGCCUCGCGCUCGCUCUGAGCGCCUUCCUCGUCCUAUUCACGCUGAUGCUCGUUGUCGACCUGCAGAUGGACUAUGGGAUAUCCGGCCACAGGGUCCCCUUGCACGGUCGUGUGAAAAUAGGUGACGACACGGAUAAGGGACGAUCCGCUUACAUUGAGUUUCGGAAACGAUUCCUUCAAAAGAGUAACGGCAGUAAUGGCUCUAGAGAGUUCGAGCAAUCAGCUCCAAGCGAGACUAGUGGGAGUGAUGCUGAACCUCGCACUCCAUCGACACCAGCUGAUCGUUUCGAAGACUUGCAAAGAAUACUGCAUCUUCAACUUCAAGGAAAAGCUGACGAUAAUCCUGUCGUAGUUCCGCCUCAUCGGGAUUUAAAUGUCUUACGACCGGAAAAUCCAACCAUCGGAGAAAUGGAAGACUUGGAACCAAGUGUAAAUGCAUCGAACUUAGAGAAGUUCCAGCUUAAAAUUGCACAACAUGAAUUAUAUGAAGAUGGGGAGCCGUUGGUUGGUGCCGUACUCCAAGACAUGGCUACUGAGCAAAUAUUACAUGCCGAACAAAAAGAAGGAGGAACGCAGCUGAAGCUUAUAAUAGAUUACCCAAAUGGAGUCCAAGCGUUAUUCAAACCAAUGAGGUUCGCGCGGGACGUCCAAACAUUGCCCAACCACUUCUACUUCUCGGACUACGAGCGCCAUAACGCUGAAAUUGCGGCUUUUCAUCUCGACCGGAUACUCGGAUUCCGUCGCGCGAUGCCAGUCGUGGGUCGAGUGCUGAACAUGACGACGGAGAUAUAUGACGUCACGGAGGGGGACAUCCUCAAGACUUUCUUCGUGUCGCCCGCGAACAACUUCUGCUUCCACGGCAAAUGUUCGUACUACUGUGACACAGGACACGCAAUUUGCGGCAACCCUGACAUGCUGGAAGGAAGUUUCGCCGCUUUCCUGCCAUCUGCGGAUUUAGCUGAGCGCAAGGUCUGGAGACAUCCAUGGAGAAGAUCCUACCACAAGCGAAGAAAAGCUCAAUGGGAGUUACAAUCAGAUUAUUGUGAUACAGUUCGAACAACACCCCCUUAUGAUUCCGGGCGUCGUCUUCUCGACUUGAUGGAUAUGUCCAUAUUCGAUUUCCUCACCGGCAACAUGGACAGACACCACUACGAAACAUUCAAAAUGUUCGGCAACGACACGUUCACGCUGCACCUGGACCAGGGCCGCGCGUUCGGCAAGGCCUUCCACGACGAGCUGAGCAUCCUCGCGCCGCUGCUGCAGUGCUGCCUCGUGCGGCACACCACGCUCGCUGCGCUGCUCAAAUUUCAUAAUGGCGUUCCUCUAUCUAAAGUACUACGGGAAUCUAUGAAAUCCGAUCCUGUUGCUCCUAUACUAUGGGAGCCACAUCUCGCGGCGUUAGAUCGUCGCACAGUUACGGUUUUAGACGCCAUCAGAAAGUGUAUAGAUAAAUUAGAAAAUCCAUUACAGAAUGAGGUAAACGAUUUCGUAUGACCAUAGACUAUUCCGUGGUGGAUUAUUUAAAGUAUCAGUAUGAAGACAGUGAUAGCAAUGUGAUAUGCAAUGUUACGAAGUGCGUAAGGGAAGGUGCAAUUGAGGAAUGACUACUAGUCGAACUCUCGUAUUCCUGAUUUAGAUAUAGAGGGAUUUCAAGCGCAAACGCAGGUCUUUGGUUCGGAAAGACUAUUAGAAUUAAGAUUUUGUGCCAAAGAUUGUCCAAAUGAAAUCUUGAAAUGUAUAAUUCAGCAUAAUCGUUAAACCAUUCCACUGAUUUACGAGCCAUGAUAAAUGCCAAAAAAUUAAAAAAAAAAAACACAUGUUUAGCAAUCAGUUUGUACAAAUUAUAUCAUCAAUAGUUUGUGUAAACUUAGUUAUAUAAGCUUAGUUACUUUUUUUGUAUAUUUUGAAAGUUUCAAGUCUGACAUGUACGUAAAUGGCGUGCUAACGACUUUGUACAUAAUAAGUGAAAUGCAAACCUUAGUUGUAAUGUUUAAGAUAUCUCAAUAUUUCGUUGUGAAUCUGUUACCAUAGCUCGAAGCUCAAUAAAACAUAUCAUAAAAGGUUUUUUUUCUACCGGUGAUAUUUACAUUAAAGAUUUUUUUUUUUUAAUUAUCUGUCACUGUUGUUGGUUUUAAAACGUGAUAAUGCAAUUUAGAUGUUAUUUACAGAUUUUUUUUUAUAAGUUAUAAUGUAUAAGUAGGACUAUUUUGAACGAAUUUACGUUUUUUGUGUUACCUUUAUUGGUUUAUUUUAAUUUUUUUUAAAUUCUAUCACCUUUUUAUUUUUAUCAACCUAUAAAUUGAUGUAAGAAAUGUAACAUCAGCUUAUUCUUCCAUUUUUAUUACGUUUCAAUUCUUUGUUCGUCUUUGUUAUGCUAAAAAAUAAAUUAUGUAAACUCUUGAAUUUUUCGCAACUUUUAUCGAAAAUAUAGUUUUUUUUAAUGCUUAAAUUAUUUGUUAGAUAGAUCUUUUAUUUAUAUAAAUAAAUGUCGUUUUCGAGUAGCGUUAUUUUAA